Hyaena hyaena (striped hyena) is the source of this 2704-nucleotide messenger RNA. RefSeq names its product heat shock protein 90 alpha family class A member 1 (gene HSP90AA1). The transcript is spliced from 11 exons. The record is from RefSeq and is a predicted model, not a curated record. The coding region runs from base 111 to 2312 and encodes 733 amino acids. Gene Ontology annotation, molecular function: disordered domain specific binding; ATP hydrolysis activity; ATP binding. Lineage: Eukaryota; Metazoa; Chordata; Mammalia; Carnivora; Hyaenidae. Gene Ontology annotation, cellular component: myelin sheath; perinuclear region of cytoplasm; protein-containing complex. Gene Ontology annotation, biological process: protein stabilization; protein folding; cellular response to heat.
CGCGCCGGGCGGGCCCGCGUCUAUAUAAAGGGAGCGCGGGGGCGGCGCGCCAGUUGCUUCUGCGUCCCGGUGUUGCUUCGUCGCGGAGCUUGUGCGGUCGUUUAGCCAAGAUGCCCGAGGAAACCCAGACCCAAGACCAGCCGAUGGAGGAGGAGGAGGUGGAGACGUUCGCCUUCCAGGCGGAGAUCGCCCAGUUGAUGUCCCUGAUCAUCAACACUUUCUACUCGAAUAAAGAGAUCUUCCUGCGCGAGCUGAUCUCCAACUCGUCCGAUGCCCUGGACAAAAUCAGAUACGAGAGCUUGACCGACCCCAGCAAGCUGGAUUCCGGCAAGGAGCUGCACAUUAACCUCAUUCCAAACAAGCAAGACCGAACCCUCACCAUCGUGGAUACUGGGAUCGGCAUGACCAAGGCCGACUUGAUCAACAACCUUGGUACUAUCGCCAAGUCUGGGACCAAGGCGUUCAUGGAGGCUCUGCAGGCUGGCGCAGACAUUUCCAUGAUUGGCCAGUUCGGCGUCGGCUUCUAUUCUGCCUACUUGGUUGCUGAGAAAGUGACGGUGAUCACUAAGCACAACGACGACGAGCAGUACGCCUGGGAGUCGUCGGCAGGAGGGUCCUUCACAGUUCGGACUGAUACAGGUGAACCUAUGGGUCGUGGAACAAAGGUGAUCUUGCAUUUGAAAGAAGACCAAACGGAGUACCUGGAGGAGAGGAGAAUCAAGGAGAUUGUGAAGAAACACUCCCAGUUCAUCGGCUAUCCCAUUACGCUGUUUGUGGAGAAAGAACGGGACAAAGAAGUGAGUGAUGAUGAGGCGGAAGAGAAGGAAGAGAAAGAAGAAGAGAAAGAAAAGGAGGAGAAGGAGUCCGAUGACAAACCUGAAAUCGAGGACGUGGGCUCUGACGAGGAGGAGGAGGAAAAGAAGGACGGGGACAAGAGGAAGAAGAAGAAGAUCAAGGAGAAGUACAUCGACCAAGAAGAACUGAACAAGACAAAGCCUAUUUGGACCAGAAACCCUGACGACAUUACUAACGAGGAGUACGGAGAGUUUUACAAGAGCUUGACCAACGACUGGGAAGAUCACUUGGCAGUGAAGCACUUUUCAGUCGAGGGACAGUUGGAAUUCAGAGCCCUUCUUUUUGUCCCAAGACGUGCGCCCUUUGACCUAUUUGAAAACAGGAAGAAAAAGAACAACAUCAAGCUGUAUGUUCGCAGAGUCUUCAUCAUGGAUAACUGCGAGGAGCUGAUCCCGGAGUACCUGAAUUUCAUUAGAGGUGUGGUGGACUCUGAGGACCUUCCCCUAAAUAUUUCCCGGGAGAUGCUGCAGCAAAGCAAGAUCUUAAAAGUGAUCAGAAAGAACUUGGUCAAGAAGUGCUUAGAGCUCUUCACCGAGCUGGCCGAGGACAAAGAGAACUACAAGAAGUUUUACGAGCAGUUUUCCAAGAACAUCAAGCUGGGAAUCCAUGAGGACUCCCAAAACCGGAAGAAGCUGUCGGAGCUGCUGCGCUACUACACGUCCGCCUCGGGCGACGAGAUGGUGUCGCUGAAGGACUACUGCACCAGGAUGAAGGAGAACCAGAAGCACGUCUACUACAUCACAGGUGAGACCAAGGACCAGGUGGCGAACUCGGCCUUCGUGGAGCGUCUGCGCAAGCACGGGCUGGAGGUGAUCUACAUGAUCGAGCCGAUCGAUGAGUACUGUGUGCAGCAGCUGAAGGAGUUCGAGGGGAAGACUCUAGUGUCGGUCACCAAAGAGGGCUUGGAACUUCCAGAAGACGAAGAGGAGAAAAAGAAACAGGAAGAGAAGAAGACCAAGUUUGAAAACCUGUGCAAGAUCAUGAAAGACAUUUUGGAGAAAAAAGUAGAAAAGGUGGUCGUGUCGAACCGGCUGGUGACGUCCCCGUGCUGCAUCGUCACGAGCACGUACGGCUGGACGGCCAACAUGGAGAGGAUCAUGAAGGCCCAGGCGCUAAGGGACAACUCCACCAUGGGCUACAUGGCCGCGAAGAAGCACCUGGAGAUCAACCCCGACCACUCCAUCAUCGAGACCUUGCGGCAGAAGGCGGAGGCGGACAAGAACGACAAGUCGGUGAAAGACCUGGUCAUCCUGCUCUACGAGACGGCGCUCCUGUCGUCCGGCUUCAGCCUGGAGGACCCGCAGACGCACGCCAACAGGAUCUACAGGAUGAUCAAGCUUGGUCUCGGUAUUGAUGAAGACGACCCCACUGCCGAUGACAGCAGUGCCGCGGUGACCGAGGAGAUGCCGCCCCUGGAAGGCGAUGACGACACGUCGCGCAUGGAAGAGGUUGACUAAGCGCCGCCCCGAGAAUUCCGUGUACAUGUAUUCUGUACCUUACCUUCAUUCCCUCCGAUAAUAUAUUUUCAAGGAUGUUUUUCUUUAUUUUUGUUAACAUUUUAAAAACCUGUAUGGCAUGACAAGAACUACUUACGGGGAAGACACAUAAGCCUGCUUUCUGUGUGAGUGUGGACCUGUGGUGCGUAGGGACUGAAGCCCGGCUAGUUUUCCUUUUACUGCCACGCUCUUCACAACAAGGUAACGUUUGUCGUAAGGUGUACGUGACCUCGUGUGAACUGCAUGGUCUGAGGUGUUAGUGGUCAAGUGGAUUCCUUAGACCAAACUUGUGCGUCCCUGAAGUGUUCUGAGCUGUACCUUGAUGUUUAAAAGAAGAAACUCAGUUAAGACGA